CGGCACUAUUAUGCCUUUUCUUGUGGUAGACCGUUCAGAUACCAUGACAUUAGCCAAAUCAGAGAAUUGGGGCGGCAUAAUUCUGAUCAGGCGUACAUGUGGCACUACCCCCGCCCCCAUCUCUCUAUGAUGGGCAACGUGCAGGAUACGAGCCACACCUACACCCAAAGGAGAUUCUGGUGGGGAGGCCGUGUUAAAGUUCCAAGCCAACCCCACCCCGCUUUCGUGCGGGAGGCGCUUAAGGCCGCCGAAACGGGCGACAUCGGCAAACUCCGGAAAAUAUACUCAUGCGUUCGAGGGGGUAUAACCAAAUUGCGCUGCGAGACGACCCUGACCACGCCGCUACACGCAGCUGCCACCAACUCGCACGGCUACAUUGUUAAAUAUCUCCUCGGGAAUGGAGCUGAUCCCAAUCUUCAAGACAGCUCCGCCGAAACUCCACUGCACACUGCGGCCAAAGCAGGGGCUACCGAGUGUCUCCUGCUGUUGUUGCAAGCCAAGGCUUUAGUUGAACUAGAGGACGCGUGGGGAAGAACCCCCUUGUUGAAGGCCGUGGUCUACAAUCGGCCGAAGUGUGUGUAUUGGUUGUUGGACGCUGGCGCUAAGACCAACGUCCUGGACCACGAUGGCCUAUCCCCCGUUCAUGUUGCGGCCAGCUAUGGUCAAGUGUCGCUUCUGAGAAAGCUGGUUAAACAUGGAGCGAGGUUGGACGUUGUUAAUCGUAAAGGAAAGCUGCCCAUAUCCAAGGCUAUCAACGCCGGUCAGGUCACAAUGGUGCAAGAACUCAUCAAGUACGGCGCGAGGACGUACCACGAGGAACACUGUGUCGUGAAAGACGCCAUUUCCAAACUUGCUCAAUCCCACCCUGCCGCGAAGGAGAAUGACAUUGCGAACUACAAGAUGGUUGAAACUGUGAUAUCCGCCCAUGGCUACACGCUGGACGAGGAGAACUUAGAACUCUUUCUGUCCAUAUUUCGAUCACUUGACCCGAAAUUAUUCCUACCGAUUUUGAUGAGGUUGGCGUUGGUGUCGGGGAAGCCAAAGUCAAGCACCCCUCACCAAUUAGCACUACACCAUGUAGACCAGCUGCAGAAAUUUCUUCCUGACGACUUCAAACUAUUUUCUCUUGAAAACUUGGCCAAAAGAAAGGUUCGUGCUUGUCUGAUGGAUUCAGGGCGGAACGUGGCUUGGGCCAGUGCCAAACUUGAUGUGGCACCAAUGCUGAUCAAAAUUAUUUUAUUACAAGAUGUAUUUUGACAACAUAUAAUGGACAUAUUCUGAUCACAAUGGCAUGUGCUUGCCUUAAAAAAGGGUCACACUUCUAAAAUGUCAUUUUUUUUAUAGCUUGUUAUCAGCUAGCUUCGGCAAGCGCAUCUCCCUACUGAUCCCCAUGGGCUGAUCCAGAGUGGGGGUGGGGGCGACUCGUUUUGAAAACCAGAUAUAGUAUCUUGUAAGGCAGUAAAAGUCGUGCGAGAGAGGAUUUUGACAUUUUAUAAACGCUGGAUCCGCCCUCCCUAUGAACGAUUUCGGUAUUGACUUGUCGCCACAUAGAGCUACUGGCCGCCCCCGCAUUUUCAUUAAAGAUCCCCUAUCCAUAUCUGCUACGGUGGCCCAUACCCGCCACUGGUGAGAUCAUUUUACACUGUAUGCCUCUACAUUUUAUCUUGCGGCCGCCAGAAUCUUCCAUUGGUGAGAUCAUUUUAUUCACUGUAUGCCUCUAUAUUUUAUCUGGCGGCCGCCAGAUACUUCCACUGGUGAGAUAAAAUAUAGAGGCUUACAGGAGAAAAUGAUCUCACCAGUGGAAGAAUCUGGCGGCCGCCAGACAAAAUAUAGAGGCAUACAGUGUAAAAAUGAUCUCACCAGUGGCGGGUAUGGGCCACCGUAGCAUCGCACUGCAUCUGUUUCACAUGUGUCGUGAUCUUACAAGUGCAACAUGAUUCACUUCCUGAGACACUCGCCUUCAAAUGCGUGUAAUUCUAUUUUAGACGGGGCACGGGUGGCCCAGUCGUCUAAGGCGCCGCAAUUCGCUGUGCAGAGUUGCGUCCCUUUGGGCUCACCAGAAACCUAUGAUUGUGGGUUCGAAUCCCGGUUCGCCCCGAUUAUGUUUCUAGGUUUGUCUGCACCACAUUAAGCUGACACGCCGUGGUAUAACUGUAAUACUGUUAAAAGCGGCGUUAAACCCAACUCACUCACUCACUCAUUGUCAGCCUAUGAAGACUGUACAUAAUGCCACGGAAGGCGAACAAGAAAUACGUGCUUAAAAUGUAUAACUGCAGGAGUUUUUUUGGUCUUUUUGAGCUGAAGGUCACGAGAUAUAGCUUUCAUAUUCGCCGUUUUUUUUACGGUAAAAUUAAAAUGAUGAUUAAAAAACGAAACAUUCCUGUGUUUUUUAUCAGGAAAUCAGGAGCAAAUCGC
Haliotis rufescens (red abalone) is the source of this 2415-nucleotide messenger RNA. RefSeq names its product serine/threonine-protein phosphatase 6 regulatory ankyrin repeat subunit C-like. The record is from RefSeq and is a predicted model, not a curated record. Bases 97 to 1257 code for a protein of 386 amino acids. Lineage: Eukaryota; Metazoa; Mollusca; Gastropoda; Lepetellida; Haliotidae. The transcript has 3 exons. Gene Ontology annotation, molecular function: protein binding.